Molecule: messenger RNA, 792 nt
Organism: Callorhinus ursinus (northern fur seal)
Lineage: Eukaryota; Metazoa; Chordata; Mammalia; Carnivora; Otariidae
Source: RefSeq, a predicted model, not a curated record
AUGUUCGCUCCCCGGCUCCUGGAUUUCCAGAAGACGAAGUACGCGAGCUGCUCCCGGCUUCCUGGCUCAGCUUCCAGGAAUUAUGCCUCUCAUUCCAGGUUCAUGAACCACCGAGUCCCCGCCCACAAGAGGUACCAGCCCACCGAGUACGAGCAUGCAGCCAACUGUGCCACCCAUGCUCUCUGGAUCAUCCCCAGCAUCCUCGGCAGCUCCAACCUCUACUUCCUGUCCGACGACGACUGGGAGACCAUCUCUGCUUGGAUUUAUGGCCUCGGCCUCUGUGGGCUCUUCGUGGUGUCCACCGUGUUCCACACCAUCUCCUGGAAGAAGAGCCACCUCAGGAUGGUGGAGCAUUGCCUGCACAUGUUCGACCGCAUGGUCAUCUACUUCUUCAUAGCGGCAUCCUACGCGCCCUGGCUGAACCUUCGGGAGCUGGGCCCCUGGGCCUCCCACAUGCGUUGGCUGGUCUGGAUCAUGGCCUCGGUGGGCACCAUCUACGUCUUCUUCUUCCAUGAGCGGUACAAGCUGGUGGAGCUGCUCUGCUAUGUCAUCAUGGGCUUCUUCCCCGCCCUGGUCCUCCUUUCAAUGCCCAACACCGAGGGCAUCUGGGAGCUGAUGACCGGAGGGGUCUUCUACUGCUUGGGCAUGGUGUUCUUCAAGAGUGACGGCAGGAUCCCCUUUGCUCACGCCAUCUGGCAUCUCUUUGUGGCCUUUGGCGCUGGCACCCACUACUAUGCCAUCUGGAGGUACCUCUAUCUGCCCAGCACCCUGCAGGCCAAGGUGUCCAAAUGA